UGAACAGAGUUGCCGUAAAAGGUAGAAGGUUUGAAGAAGGCUUUUUGAAGAAGUUAUUGAAUGAUUGGUAGAAGACCAGUUUAGGUGGUUUUGGAAGGGUAUAUAAAGUGGCCGAUUGGCAAAAAAUUAUAAACAAAGUUGUGGGAAAAAAUGAUGAAAUUAUUGGCUGUGCAAACAAUGAUAACAAAAGAUGAAGAAAAUAUCAAAAUUACGCACGAAUUAUCCAAAAGUGAUGAAAUUAAUGAAGAAGAAAAGAAAAUUAAAUAUUUUAUUGAAGAUAUAAAUUUGUUUGAAAUUUUUAAUAAAUUUAAUAAAGGAAAAACUCAAAUUGGAAGGAAUUUAUUAAAUAUUUGUAUUUUUGCAAAUGAGAUUGGAAAACGUUUUGAAUUUUUUGAGAAGCUAAAAUUAAAAAAUAAAUUGGUUUUUAAUGUUUAUUUUGAAGAAGAAAAAUUUUUAGAAAUUCAAAAAAGUUGGAAUGAAAUUAAAGAAAAAUCAUUAAAAAAUAUUGAAGAAAUUGAAAAAGAAUUGAAACUUUUAUUAAUUAAUUUGUUGCCUUUUUUCGGAAAAAACGAAAUUUUAGAAAAAGAUUUGGUUAAUAAAAUGAAAGAAAAAUUGUAUUUUCAAAAAAUUUGUGAAUAUUUUAUUUUUACAAAAGAGCAAAAUAUUGAUGGAAAAUUAACCAAAAAUCAGAUAUAUCUCGUUCAGGAAAUGUUUAAUUUGAAAGCGGAUAAACAUGAAGUUAGUAUAUUGGUGGAAAAAGUAGAAGAACGAAUUAAUAAAUUAAUUAAAAUGAAAGAACAAAUUAAAUUAGAUAAUCAAAGAAACAAUGAUGAUUAUCUAAAUCCAGAUGGAUAUAAACUUUUUUCGUUUAAAGAGACAGAAAUGAAUGAAGAAUCAAACACGGAACCGAAUAAUUUUCUUGAAUUUAAAGGAAACGAUCCAAUGGACUUUUUAAAUGAGGAAUACGAGACAAAAACAUUAAUCGACAAUUUAUAUUCUAAUAAAAUAAAUAUCAAAAAUCCAAAAGAAUUUUUUCAAACACUUUUUAAUAAAUGGAUAAAUUUAACAAAAAAUAACAAUUUUGGAUUAUUAAUGGCCAGUCCUUACAACAAAAUAGGAGGCCAUAUUCAAGUAAUUGUUGUUGCUGUCGGGACAGGAAAAGGAGAGGAUGAAGAAAAAAUGAAAGCUAAACAAAUAUUUAAUGGAGAAACAAAUACAUUUUGUAGACCUCCAUUUAUGUUUAAUUGUUCAGAUAAAUCACUCUUCUGUUAUCUUUGCAAGAAAAGCAAAUUUGUGAACAAACUUCGUCGUUCGACCUCAUCAGAUGAAUUUAUUCAGUUUGAAAUACAAACAACUGAAAUUAACAUUACUUUUGUUCACAAGCCAGAAACACGUAUAGUUCCCCAGGAUUCAAGCUGGAUUGAAUCAUUAAUGAAGAAAUUAUCGAAUAAUUUAAAUAAGGAAAGUGGCAAUGGAGAAAUUCAAAACGCAUUAAUUACAUUGCACAACCUUGCAUUGUUCAAAAGUUAUGAAUAUUUGGAGAAUUUGAUAGAGAAUGUGAAUGAACGCGAAAAACAAAUUUUUAUUCAAGCAUUUAUUGCAUUAAAAAAUUGGGCAAAAGGUUUGAUAUUUAAUAUGUUUAUGAGUUUUUGA
This is a messenger RNA of Meloidogyne enterolobii, 1653 nucleotides long. The record is from the annotation of a GenBank genome assembly. NCBI's taxonomy places the organism in Eukaryota, Metazoa, Nematoda, Chromadorea, Rhabditida, Meloidogynidae.